AAAUAUGUCUACAACUUGGCUGACACUAUUGGCGCUCACGGCAUGGCUCUUGGUCGAUUGCCAGGGCACAACGUUGGAUGAAUUUGGUCCGCCGGCGACGACGAGUCACGAAGUUGGUAAAGUCAACAAUGUCACGCUGACUCCGCCAGGACUCGUUGCACAGGGAAAAGAGGACUUCGACCGGGACUUGGACCCGGACCCACUGACACCACAUGCGGCCCCAUCGUCGCAGCGGAAACUCUCGAGAGGCAAGCGUUUUGUGGCCUUUCCCCAGGGUUCAUCAGCUUCGGGCGCUGUCUGCCUGACCACCGGUGUCAUCGGCAACCCCAACCUGCUGUAUCUCAGUUUGGGCAUCAAUUGGGGUGUUGCCUACGACUUGCCCAAUAUCACCUGGGUGCUGCAGAAUGCCCACGGCUGGACCACAAAGAAGUCGGCCAAGGCUCAAAUCAAGCGCAGACAUCGACGGGAGCUCUAUGGCCGCCUGGAGACAAUGAUAGACAGCCAUGAUUUAUGGUCGCCACCAACAUUGAUGACUAUGAUGGAACGUGCAGACGACGCCUCCACUUCAUCCACAUCAUCCGCUUCCUCAUCCGAAUCUCUGGUUACAUCCUCGCAGCUGUUGCACCACCAAAACCAGUGGCCCCAGCGAGUGCUCAGUCGUCCGAAGCGUUAUCUCAGCUUCCCCGAGGGCUCCUCGUUUUCCGUUGCUGUCUGCUUCACCGUGGGCAUCAUUGGCAAUCCAUAUUAUGGCUACAACAGUUUCGGCCUGAAUUGGGGUGUGGCCUACGACCUGCCCAAUACUACAUGGGUACUUCAGAGUUUGCACGGAUUUGCCACCCAUCCUGUGGCACCUGCAGUCCUGCGAAGGAGAUCUAGGAGUGCCAUCUACCAAAAGAUUGAGAGCAUUGUUGAUAAUAUGGGCUAUAAUGGACGUGACUGCAUUUUAAGAACCCUCUGCGAGAGUCGUCAGUAUUUCCAGCGCACCAAGAUGAGCAUGGUGGGAGAGAUGCUUCGCACCAUAUUCAGCCUGCCGAAACAAAGAAUUUUCACCCGAGAACUGCAUGAAAACUCGGACAUCGUCCACUACGACCAAGCCUAUCGGAAUGCCCACAACGACGAUUGCACUCAGUACAACUGCCACUUUUCUCUGCUGGAACUGGCCUUUGGAAAAUACACCACACCACCGAAAAAUUAUUACGCUUAAUAAAUUCCCAAUACUUAAAAGUUUUUCGCAUCAAAUUCUUUUUAAAUGUCAACUUUGUCCACCUCCAUUUCUCCGAUGAGGA
Molecule: messenger RNA, 1286 nt
Organism: Drosophila eugracilis
Lineage: Eukaryota; Metazoa; Arthropoda; Insecta; Diptera; Drosophilidae
Exons: 6
Coding region: 5-1204 (399 amino acids)
Source: RefSeq, a predicted model, not a curated record